Aspergillus terreus NIH2624 is the source of this 1965-nucleotide messenger RNA. RefSeq names its product putative glycosyl hydrolase. Gene Ontology annotation, molecular function: carbohydrate binding; hydrolase activity, hydrolyzing O-glycosyl compounds. The transcript is spliced from 2 exons. The record is from RefSeq and is a predicted model, not a curated record. The coding region runs from base 1 to 1965 and encodes 654 amino acids. Gene Ontology annotation, biological process: carbohydrate metabolic process. Lineage: Eukaryota; Fungi; Ascomycota; Eurotiomycetes; Eurotiales; Aspergillaceae.
AUGCUAUACGCCGAGGACGACAAGCUUAUCUUCCGUUUCGACGACCACCUGCUCUGGAUCCAACCCUGGGGCGAAAAUGCACUGCGAGUCCGCGCCACAAAGCUAGCAUCCAUGCCCGAACAAGACUGGGCGCUCUGCACCAAGCCGACGACAAAACGCGCCGCGAUCGAGACCCCAGCCGGCAAAGAAGCAAGCAUCAGCAACGGCAAGAUCAAGGCAGUGGUCUCACAGCGCGGGAAGAUCAUCAUCUACGACUCGAAGGGAAACAAACUGCUCGAGGAGUAUGCGCGCCACCGCCGCGACUUGACAGACCCCAAAUGCAGUGCGCUAGAGGUCGAGGCGCGCGAGCUGCGUCCGAUUCUGGGCGGCGACUUCCAUCUCACGAUGCGGUUCGAGUCGCUGGACCCCAAGGAGCGGAUCUACGGGAUGGGCCAGUACCAGCAGCCGUCGCUGAACCUCAAAGGUGCGGAUAUCGAACUGGCGCAUCGCAAUUCGCAGGCCAGCGUGCCCUUUGCGCUGUCGUCUUUGGGCUACGGGCUCUUGUGGAAUAACCCGGCUAUUGGGCGCGCCGUCCUGGGGACGAAUACCAUGAGCUUUGAGGCGUAUUCUACCAAGAGCCUGGACUAUUGGGUCGUUGCGGGCGACAGCCCUGCGGAGAUCGAGGAGGCUUACAGCAGCGUGACGGGUCAUGUCCCCAUGAUGCCCGAGUAUGGGUUGGGGUUCUGGCAGUGCAAGCUUCGCUACUGGAACCAGGAACAGCUGCUCAACGUGGCGCGAGAGUACAAGCGGCGGAAUAUCCCGCUCGACCUGAUUGUUAUUGACUUCUUCCAUUGGAAAUACCAAGGAGAAUGGAGCUUCGAUCCGGAGUUCUGGCCCGACCCUGAUGCAAUGGUGAAAGAGCUCCGGGAAAUGAAGGUCGAGCUGAUGGUGUCCAUCUGGCCGACGGUUGAAAACAAGUCGGAGAACUAUCCGGAAAUGCUGGAGCGCGGCCUUCUCAUCCGGCACGAUCGCGGCGUCCGCGUUGCCAUGCAGUGCGACGGCGACAUCACGCACUUUGACGCCACGAACCCGGAAUCGCGCCAGUUCGUGUGGUCGCGCGCGAAGAAGAACUACUACGACAAGGGCAUCCGGGUGUUCUGGCUGGACGAGGCGGAGCCCGAGUACUCCAUCUACGACUUUGACAUCUACCGCUACCACGCGGGCAGCAACCUCCAGAUCGGGAACAUCUUCCCCAAGGAGUACGCGCGCGGCUUCUACGAGGGCAUGGAGGCGGAGGGCCAGACGAACAUCGUGAACCUGCUGCGCUGCGCGUGGGCCGGCAGCCAGCGGUACGGGGCGCUGGUCUGGAGCGGCGACAUCGCGUCGUCGUGGAGCUCGUUCCGCAACCAGCUGGCAGCCGGCCUGAACAUGGGGCUGGCGGGCAUUCCCUGGUGGACGACCGACAUUGGCGGCUUCCACGGCGGGAACCCCGAUGAUCCGGCGUUUCGUGAGCUCUUCACGCGCUGGUUCCAAUGGGGGACGUUCUGCCCGGUCAUGCGGCUUCACGGCGACCGCGAGCCGAAGCCAGAGGGCCAGCCGACCGCGUCCGGAUCGAACAAUGAGGUCUGGUCGUACGGCGAGGAGGUGUACGAGAUCUGCAAGAAGUAUAUCGGGAUUCGCGAGGAGUUGAGGGACUAUACGCGGGGGUUGAUGAAGGAGGCGCACGAGAAGGGCUCGCCCGUCAUUCGGACACUCUUCUACGAGUUCCCCGAGGACAAGAAGGCGUGGGAGGUCGAGACGGAGUAUCUGUACGGCUCCAAGUACCUUGUCGUUCCAGUUCUCGAAUCGGGACAACGCAAGAUCACCGCAUAUCUGCCCAAGGGGGCUUCGUGGAGACUCUGGGGCGAGGACCAGACACACGCUGGUGGACAGGAGGUUGAAGUUGCGUGUCCUAUCGAGACGAUGCCGGUGUUCGAGAGGGUGUAG